AAUCAAUCAAUCAAUCAACGUUUCCGGACGGCCGAGAGAUCUCAGGAAUGGACGAUCCAGAAAGAGUCUGAGAAAGAAAGAGACUCUUUUCAGAUCUUACUUUCGGUAAUGCCUCCUCCUCCUCCCUCAUUUUCUUCUACCUUCGGAGGUAACGUUGAGAUUUUUCGGCUUCGGAGUAAUCGUUUGAAAAUUAUCUGACCUCCUUCCUUCUUAUUGACGUUUGGAUUUCGUCGUUGUCGUCUCCGCCUCUCUCAAGUUCGGAAUUAAUGAUGUUUAGAGUUUCUCCGUAUAUCUCUUUGUAAAUAUGCGGGGAUCUUGGAGUCGUGAGCUUCAGAUUCAACUUUCUGAAAAAGAUCUGGAAUAUUCUCGUCGUUGUUUUGAAUCGCGGCUAAUCUGGAACCGAAUGCGAGCGCUGGAUCCAAUUAAUUGAUGGAUCCAGGGCAUUUUUGUGUCCGGAUCUAGAGGUUCAAUCUGCAAUGGCAAGGGCUUAGGUUUUGGUGGCUUGUUUUCAAGGUCGUGAAUGGCACUGCCAUGGAUUUGAUUUGAGUUUGUACUUGUCAUAUCGUAAAGGUUGAUUGUAUCACAAUGUUGAAGCAAUUUCUUAGUAAAUUCCCUCGGAAAUCAUCUAAAUCCGAGUCCAAUGAAGCGCAACGGAGUGGUUCUCUUCAUAGGUCCUCCUCCCGUGGUGGUAGUUUGCAACGUACGACCAGCGGGGCCGUAGCUUCUAGCCGGCUAGGUCCUCCGAAACGGACAUCGUCGGCCGUUUUUCCAUCGAGUUUCGGCUCCGGGAUUGAGCCUCUGUUAGCGUUCAAAGAUGUUCCAAGUUCAGAAAAGUUGGAUCUUUUCAUCAGCAAGUUGAGUCUUUGCUCUGUGGUUUUUGACUUCACUGACCCAAGUAAGUGCACAGAGGAGAAAGAUCUUAAGCGCACAACGCUGGUAGAGCUUGUUGAUUUUGUAGCUUCAAGUCCCCCAAAGUUUACGGAACCGGCGAUCUUAGCAAUGUGUAAAAUGUGUGCUAAUAAUUUGUUUAGGGAUUUCCCACCUAAUUCUCGGACUAACUCAAGUAGAAGUGAAAAUGAUGAUGAUGAACCAAUGUUCGAUCCUGCUUGGUGUCAUUUACAGAUUGUGUAUGAUCUAAUGCUUAAAUUUGUAACUUCUUCUUCCCUUGAAACGAAGAUAGCAAAAAAGUAUAUAAGCCAUUCGUUUAUUUUGAGGUUGCUCGACCUCUUUGAUUCUGAGGAUCCUAGAGAAAGAGAAUGCUUGAAGACUAUUCUGCACAGGAUUUAUGGGAAGUUCAUGGUUCACAGACCAUUUAUCCGAAAGAGCAUCAGCAAUAUCUUUUAUCGCUUUGUAUGCGAAACUGACAGACACAAUGGAAUUGCCGAAUUGUUGGAGAUUUUUGGGAGCGUGAUUAGUGGUUUUGCAAUACCUUUGAAAGAGGAGCAUAAGAUCUUUCUAUGCAGGGCUUUGAUUCCUCUACAUAAGCCAAAAUCUUUGGGGGUUUAUUUCCAGCAGUUGUCAUACUGUAUAUUGCAGUAUAUAGAGAAGGAUCCGAAAUUGGCUAGCACUGUGAUAAGGGGGUUGUUGAAAUAUUGGCCAAUUACUAACAGCCAGAAGGAGGUGAUGUUCCUUGGUGAGUUAGAAGAGAUUCUAGAGGGAAUCAAUAUGGGAGAGUUCCAAAAGAUAAUGGAUCCCUUAUUCUCACGAAUUGCUUGCUGCAUUAAUGGUUCCCACUUUCAGGUGGCUGAAAGGGCAUUAUUCUUCUGGAACAAUGACCAAAUUCUGAACCUUAUUGCACAUAACCGGCAUGUUAUUCUACCAAUCAUAUUUCCAGCACUGGAAAGGAAUGCACAGAGCCACUGGCACCAAUCAGUGCUGAACUUAACUGUAAACGUGAGGAAGAUGUUCACAGAGAUGGAUGACCUGCUCUAUGUGGCCUGCCAUGCCCAUUACAAGGAGGAACAAGAAAAACUAACCUUGGAAGCAGAGAAGCGGAAAGAAACAUGGGAACAGUUAGAGAAUGCAGCCGGCAUCCAGCCAAUAGCCGGAAACACUGCUGUGCUGGUAACUCCUUUAGCAACCUCCAUUACCUGCUAGCUGGCAUUUUAGCCAGUACUUGCUAAGUCUCAAUUUUCAUUUUGUCCCCCUUAAUUUUACGUAGUCCCUCACUUUUGGGUGGUUGGAGAACCACAAGAAAUGUAUCAAUAUGUAUAGCUGUUAUAUUGGGGGGGUGGGGUGGAAGGCAUGUCCAUUUUUGAGGGGGACGGUCCAGUGACAGCUUCUUGUAACUUAUACAGUUCUGCAUGUUCCAUCAUUACUCUGAGAAUUUACUCAUCUUUCAAGGUGCAA
Diospyros lotus (date-plum) is the source of this 2349-nucleotide messenger RNA. RefSeq names its product serine/threonine protein phosphatase 2A 57 kDa regulatory subunit B' kappa isoform. Gene Ontology annotation, molecular function: protein phosphatase regulator activity. The transcript has 2 exons. Gene Ontology annotation, cellular component: protein phosphatase type 2A complex. NCBI's taxonomy places the organism in Eukaryota, Viridiplantae, Streptophyta, Magnoliopsida, Ericales, Ebenaceae. The record is from RefSeq and is a predicted model, not a curated record. The coding region runs from base 586 to 2097 and encodes 503 amino acids. Gene Ontology annotation, biological process: signal transduction.